This is a messenger RNA of Ruditapes philippinarum (Manila clam), 2807 nucleotides long. Its product is annotated as retinol dehydrogenase 14-like. Lineage: Eukaryota; Metazoa; Mollusca; Bivalvia; Venerida; Veneridae. The transcript has 2 exons. The coding region runs from base 157 to 1134 and encodes 325 amino acids. The record is from RefSeq and is a predicted model, not a curated record.
AUCUUAAAUCGCAACUUUUCGGUUGUUUCCGUCAAAUUACGAACCAUAUGCGGGUUAAGAUAUAGAACAUUUGUAAACAAAAACAUGCAAUGGUGUAAUGAAUAAUAUAAAGGAUAAAAUAUAUACUUAAACAGAUAACAGUAUAAAUAAAGUAAAAUGGGCAGCAGCGUUUCGUUUCCUAUUACACAGAUCCCAAGAGAUCGCAUUUUCAUUGUAACCGGAGCAAAUACCGGGAUCGGAUAUGAACUGGCUAAAUGGUGCGCAAUGAUGGGAGGCACUGUUAUCUUAGCAUGCCGGUCAGAGGAUCGAGCCAGAAAAGCCAUGGAGACAAUGCAAGAGGACUUUGAAAAAGAACGAGCGAAAGGAACGACGGGUUUAACUGAAAAUCCGACACUAGCACUCGAAUUCAUGAAAUUAGACCUGGCAUCUUUUGAAUCAGUUGUGAAUUUUUGUGAUGAAUUUAAGAAAAGUGGUCGCAAGCUCCACGUGCUGGUUUGUAAUGCUGGAUUGGGCUUUGCCGCGUAUAAACAAAGCGCUGACGGACUAGAAAUGAUGUUACAGGUCAAUUAUUUGAGUCAUUUUCUAAUGAUAGCGAAACUUCUGCCAAUUAUGAGGCAGUCCGGACCAGAUUGCCGGAUCAUCCUCACCUCAAGUGCUUAUCACCAUCGAGGAACAUUUGAUGUUGCCACGAUGAAUUAUACAGGAACGGCCAACAACUUUCCUGAUUUGAAUUACUACGGAAGAUCAAAAUUGUACCAAGUUAUGCAAGCAUAUGCUAUGACAACCCGUUUGAAAGGCUCAAACGUUACCGUUAACAGCUUACAUCCGGGCUUUGUUGACUCGGAGUUAUUCCGUGAAGCAGACAAAGGUAUCUUUAAGUGUUGUUUGGGGUGUUUUCGCUGUUGCGGGAUUAUGGUAACUACUCUGAAAGGAGCCAGUACUAGUAUAGAUCUUGCCACAAAUCCAAAACGCGCCGGAAUGUCCGGGCAUUAUUGGACGGACUGUAAAAUAAAAACGUCAUCAAGUACGUCACGUGACGAGCAGAAACAAGAGGCGCUUUGGAAAGCAACGUUUCCGUUCAUUCAAAAGUACCUAACCGAGUCUGAAAUAUCUGGUAUGGAGGGGGACACAUAAAACAGAACUUUCAAUUUAAUCAACAGCUACAUAUAGACAAAAGUGUUAACUAUAAGUACUUCAUAUAAAUAACAUAAUUCGAUUUCAUCUAUAUACAGCUGCACCAAAUGCCGUUACAGCUUGUUUUGUUUAAAUUGGUUGAAAUUUUGAACAUUUUUGUCAAAUUAAGGAACUGAAGCAUGUGUUCUUAGAAAGAUGUUAUACUUCACAAACAAAGCGUACUUUACAUUGAUCAACAAUGGUUGUUUUCUUAAUUGACACAUAAAAGGUACAUUUUGCCUCCUUCUUUGGAAAGGUCAAAGGUGAUAUGCUUAAGUUAAAAAUGGUUUUGAUUUCAUGUUUUAAUGUUUAUCACUUGAGGAAAAGUAGCGCUGAAUGUGAAAUUAUUUUGUCAUAAAAGAAGCAACUAGACUAGUAAUUUAAGGACUGCUGGUCUCGUGGGUUCAAACGCCGUUAGGGGCAAUAGUUGUUAUAAACUUCACACUCGUUACUUGGCACUGAUUGAUUCCAGGAACGAAUUUGAAAAUGUGCUCUUAAGCUUAUAUACAUUUAGCUUUAAACUCAAACGAACUAAAAUAAAUUGUGUAUAAAUCAAAUCACUGUCAGCCAUUUUCUUAGCCCGGAAAUGCACGUUAUAUAGCGGAAGCUUCUUACCGGAAAACUAUACGUAAUCGAUUCUAUCCCGGAAGUACUACUUGAUUACAACGUUAUGAAAUGUAUUAUUUGUCUACAUGCCAAUUAAAUUAGCAAGGAAAAUACAUGGACAACUAGAAAUUAAUUAAGCCACAAAGGGGGAUAAAUUUCAUUAAGACUGAAUUAUUGAAACCUAUCGUGACUGACCUCCCUCAAUUAAGAUAAAACACUAACCAACCAUUUCAACCAUGGCAGGGUUCGGACGCUAGCUAUGGUCAUAGUGUUUCGACCAGACAACACGGAAACCUAUACAAUGGUUAGGCCUUAGUGACAUUACGAAUUUACUCGGGAAGAACCGGUCUCUCUGGUUCCAAAUUGUUUCGCAAUUACCGAAACUUGGCAUGCGCAGAACAUUGACUACAACCAAAAAUAGUUAGGCCCCGAACCAUGCAUAAGUUUUUCGCGUAUCAUGUAAAUGGUGUAAUUUUAAAGAUGGUAUACUGUACUGUUUUAUACCCUGCCAAAUUACUGUAUAAGUGACAGUAUUUUUUUUUAAAUCAGCAAGCCCCCAGAUUCAUGCUAAUUUUCAUGAAAAUUUUGAAAAUGUAUUUAAAAGUAAAAUAUUGCGAAGUGAACAAAGUAAAUAAUUUUCAAAUUGCAAACGGGAAUUACAGACCAUAAAAUGUACCAAAAAGAGGUCAAAAUAUGAAAAAUGUGCCCUUACUGCGUUAAUAACGCAGUAGAAAGAUAGUAAAAGGUACUGCAAAAUUGAUCAUAAAUGGCACAUAACAUUUAUCUUGAAUCAUUUUACUUUUCUUAAAAUCUCAGUAAUUUUUGUCAUUUAUGAUUUUCUUUAAAUAUUUUGGCUCAUCUUGAGGCAUGCAGCUUUAAAACAUUGUUGUUUUUUCUCCAUUUCUGAAUAAAUCAAAUUCUAUGUUAUUUGUUGAAUAUGAACAUGACAUAUUUAUAUUUUGUAUAUUUAUUUUAUAUAAAUUUUGUACCAUGCACAAAUCCAAAAUAAAAUGAUUUUCUCUUUUGUA